Molecule: messenger RNA, 3955 nt
Organism: Ostrea edulis (European flat oyster)
Lineage: Eukaryota; Metazoa; Mollusca; Bivalvia; Ostreida; Ostreidae
Product: TBC1 domain family member 10A-like
Exons: 9
Coding region: 353-1501 (382 amino acids)
Source: RefSeq, a predicted model, not a curated record
AGAAUGUAAACUUCCUGAUACUUCCUGUGCAGAUACUCCCUGCAGUUGUCUUUAAUAUUUUUUUUCUCAACUAUAGAAAUGUCAUCACGUACCCAGGGAUGUACCCUUCAAUAUGAUUGGUGAUGAUGGUUAAAUAUGUAUGGAUUUGUGAUUUUAGAAUAAUUGUACGCGAACUCGUUUUGCCUUAAAAAUAUUUUACACACAAGUUCCGUCCUACAGACUACAGUGAAGAUAGGGUGGGUUUAGCCAAUCCCCUCUUUUGUAAUUUGGAGUACUCGGACAGUAACAUACCCGAGAACGAGAUUAAAUUAUAUGAAUGACAUGAUCUUUAUGGUGUCAAAUUAUUGUGGAUAUGGCGGUAGCGGACCCCAAUUAUGAUCACGUGAACUCGAGCUCAGAUGAAGAGGAUGGUGCUGUUGAAAAUGCUAACAGUCCACAUUCCCUAAAGCCCGUGGGCAGCCCCAGUCAUUCUAAACAAAAUGGAACAGCUGUAACGCAUAUUGAUAGAUAUGGCUUCAUGGGUGGUUCCCAAUACACUAACCCAGAUGAUGAACAUAGAAUUCCAAUUGAAAAACUUAGACAGAGGGAACAGAAAUGGCUUGAAAUGUUUGAUGACUGGGAAAAAUGGAUGAGCAAAAGGUUUAAAAAGAUUAGAAACAGAAGUCGGAAGGGUAUUCCACCAUCAUUGCGUUCAAGAGCAUGGCAGUAUUUAUGUGGCAGUAAAUUCCUUAUGGAACACAACAAAGGAAGAUUUGAAGAAUAUUUAAACGAGCCUGGAAAUCCAAGAUGGGAGGACGAUAUCACAAAAGACUUGCACAGACAAUUUCCACAGCAUGAAAUGUUUACUUCUAAAGGAAGUUAUGGACAGGAAGACUUGUACAGGAUUUUGAAGGCGUACACCAUUCACAAUCCCCGAGAUGGUUACUGCCAGGCCCAGGCCCCUAUCGCUGCAGUUUUACUAAUGCACAUGCCAGCUGAGCAGGCAUUUUGGUGCCUUGUCUCCAUAUGCGAGAAAUACCUGCAAGGCUACUAUAGUCCUGGCCUGGAAGCUGUUCAAGUAGAUGGAGAUGUGUUGUUUGGUUUGCUCAAGAAAACACAACCAGCUGUUUAUAAACAUAUAAAAAAACAACAGAUAGCUCCUAUACUGUACAUGACAGAAUGGUUCAUGUGCUUGUUUACAAGGACACUACCAUGGUCUACAGUUUUAAGGGUCUGGGAUAUGUUUUUCUGUGAAGGUAUAAAGGUGAUAUUCCGUGUUGCUUUGGUGCUAAUUAAAGUAGUAUUUGGAGAUGGAGGAAAUUUUAAGGAUUGUCCGACGCUCUAUGAAACACUAGAAAAAUUAAGACACAUUCCAAUUCAGCACUUAGAUGAAGAAUUGAUUGUACAAGAGACCUUACGACUGAAUAUUAAUGAAAGGGAUAUGGAAAAGGAGCAUCAGAAACAAGUUCAUCGACGGAAAACUAAAGACAAAACAAAGAAAGGGGGAAAGCAAAAGUCAUGACAGAAAGAUGAUAAACUAUAGUGGAUAGUGUUUUAUAUUACCAUGGACUUGUCAAUUUGUAGUCAUAUGAGCACAGUUUCUUAUACUAGUCAUUCAUUAAUUAAGGCACAUUUUCAUGUGAAAAACACUGAGUGUUUUAUGUUUGUACUGACACUAGUAUCCUCAGAUGAAUUCAUAAUAAAAUUGUAUUUUUUUUUCCCUUAAUAGUAAAUUCGCUUGUUGUUUUUUUUUAAUUAGUGAUGAUGAUUCUUCGGAAGUGAAGAAAAUGCUAAAAUUUGAAGCGAUUUGUAAAACAGAAUUGCAUUUAUAUCUAUUGUUUAUUUAGUUAUCAAUGAAUUGUUUUUAAAAAAAAAAUUCUCUCUUUUUAUGGAUGGAAAAUAUCCAUCAAUUUGGAUUGCUGUAGGACAUUAUUUUGACUUUGGUUUUGUGAUAAUGGCCUUGAAAACAUACAUGUGGUCCAAAAUUGUGUAUGUGAUAUUUAUAUAUUUAUAAAUGUUCCUUUGAAGUUGUACAUGUAUAGACACAAACUUUAGGACAUAUAUUUUAUCUGUUUGAUUAAUGAUGCAUGUGCAUGUAACAUUGAAAGUACUUGUGAUAAUCUUCAGGUCACAUAGUAUGAGAAGAUGGACCAAUUUGCAUACAACUACUCAUUAACACAUUGUACUAAAAUGUGUGUAUAUUCACAAACACAUACACACACACAAAUGGGAAAAAAAAAAUCCUAAGGAUUUUUUAAAACCUGUUUUCAAUAACUUGAAUGAAGAACAAAUAUCCUCUUUCAUGAAAUCAUCAGCAUUCAUAACAAACAUUCCUAACUAUCUUUUUUCACAUUUCUACAUUACCAACUUUUCUGCACAACCCCAACAGUUUUGUUGUUUUGAUUGUUUUGAACAUUUUUUAUUGAUAUUGACAUUUUUUCCCCUUUGAUUUCUAUGCUUAAUUGUUACAGUCGGAUAACUGAUUAUUGUACAGUAUAUAUGUAUUUGCUGCUGCAUAAAAUAUAGUAUUUCUCCCCAGAUUCUGGUGAAUAUAAGUAAUCCAGUGGAUGUUUGUCAUAGAAACUCUUCAUUACUGGCCGAAGCACUAGUUCAAUAAUAGAAAAUGACAUGCAUACUUAAAAAUCUGGUCAGAAGUUAUACUAUCAUCUUGUAAUGUUCACUCUCCUUCAAAAUAAUACCGAAUUUAUUUCAUUCAUUAACAGCAAUUCUUGAAUGAUAUAGAUCUGAUAUCCGUUGCUAGUUUUUCCCCAGAAAUUUGUGUGAUAUGAUAAUAUUGCAAUGAAAAAAAGAAAGAAAAACCAAUCGGACAAUAAAGUAAAAAAAAAAUGUACAACAUGGCUAAUUUGCUAUAAGAAUAGGUAUUGGUAAACAACUGACAUGUACAGUUUCUAGGUUAGAUUAAGUUUUUAGCAUGUGCCAUGAUUAUUAGGUUGUACAGUAUGCAGUAAUUAGGAAAUAUCUAUAGUGUAUCAAUUUGAAUGUCACCCCCUUUCUUUUCCUCUCAACCUGUCAUUUUGCUAUUUAAAGACUUUUGACAGUUUUCAUGUAUUUAUUCUAGAACAAGAAAAAUUUUACCUGUACUUUUCCAUGUACUUAUUAAGAUAGCUAUUAUUUUGCUUUUAUUAUGUUUGGUGCUUUUUGGAUGGAAUAUCAUGUAUAAAUUUUAUAAUAUAUGAGAAAUUUUUAUUGCUCAUGUGAAUACAAUCAGAGUGAUUUCCCUCCCCCUUCAAUAUCAUUUGAUUGUCUCACUGUAACUGUGUGCCAAUAUUCUGUUUGUUUCUCUGGUAUAUAUUAGAUUGUUUCUAUGAAUUUUCAGAAGCCCUUUGGCAAGUGAGAUAUUAUUUAAAUUCUGCAUGAAUCUCUUGGGAAUAUUGUGAUGAUCCCAAAGUUUCUUAAGAGAUAAAAAGAAUUUAGCAGUUAAAAUUUGUAAUAUUUCUCAGUGUAAUUUUUAAAGCAGUUUAAUUUUUUAGAGAGUUUGUUUUCAGGCUUGUCUACUGGUCAGAUUACUUGUAAAGAUUAAUAAGAAAAUUGCACAUGAUUGAUGAAAUUUAGUUUAUUCUGUGUUAGACAUAAGAAUAGUGGAGGUGUGUAACACUUGAAAGGGAAGUUUUGAUGUGAUGUAGGGAUGAUUAAAUGUAUUUUGCAUCAAUUUUGUAUUUGUAAGUUUUGUUAUGUUAAACCACUGAAUGACUGCCUACUACCUGGAAUAUGAUUGGCCAAAAAAUCUGGGAAUACAUGUAUUAUGUAUUUGAAUAUGACUAAAUUUCAAUUCUUAGUAUUAAUUGCUAACUACAGGUGCCAGGAUAUGUGGAUGUGUAUAAAAUCAAGUGCUAGUAAACGACACCGUCAAUUUUUAUACUGUUAUUAUUGUAUUUGUUGAGAGAAAUUGGUACUUUAUUUAUCUUCAGAAUCAUAGUUGCUUGACUACAAUAAAACAUGUUUUCUGACAACAUAA